GCUCCCAAAACGCACUCCGCAAUUCUCUUCUUCUCCGCGGGAAAAGUUAAAAUCAAACAGAGAGUGGAGAGCGGAGAAAUCGAGGUCCUCCGCGGCUUCUAAUUGACGCCGCCGCCUCCACCGCCGUMGAUCGUCUCGRAAUCUUUUCCGAUAUUGUAGUUUCAGUUUUCUUCCGGACUGACUUCAGGUCUCUACAAAAUGAUAGGACCACUAAUCAUCAGAGGACUCACGAUGAUUCUUGGCUAUGCCUAUCCUGCUUAUGAGUGCUACAAAACUGUUAAAAACAGCCAGCCAGAGAUUGAGCAACUUCAUUAUUGGUGCAAGUAUUGGAUUUUGGUGGCUAUGUUGACGGUGUUGGAGAGAAUUAGUGAUUCCUUUGUUUCAUGGUUUCCGUUCUAUAGUGAAGCAAAGUUGGCACUCUUCAUUUAUCUAUGGCAUCCGAAAACUAAGGGAACGAACUACGUGUAUGAUUCAUUUUUCAGACCAUAUGUAUCGAAGCACGAGCCUGAAAUCGACCGCAGUUUGUCGGAAUUCAAGAUGAAGGCUAAUGAUGCUGCACUUGACUACUUUCAAAGAGCUACAUCCUACUUUCAAACAAGAAUGUUUGAUAUAUUUUUGCAGUUUGCUCCAAAGCCGCAGAAGCAACCAUCAUCAACUCCAUCGGGAAAUGAACCACAAAAAGAAGAAGAAGACGCCAAAGCCAAAUGAGAUGGCGUAAAAUGGCACGAGAAAGACCAUUCAGAUUUAUUAUAAAAAUACAACAAAAUCCUCUUUCAAAUAAUAAAAGUUCGUGGAAGAAACAAGGAAUUCGACAAGAAAGAAAAUUCCUACUGUAAAGUGUAAACUAUUAUUAACCCACCCAAAGGAAACUGUAAUAAUGAUUAUUUCAUUUUCAAGAUAUGAAAAAGUUCUAGAUCCUUUUUAUUUCUCUC
Momordica charantia (bitter melon) is the source of this 932-nucleotide messenger RNA. Its product is annotated as HVA22-like protein i. Lineage: Eukaryota; Viridiplantae; Streptophyta; Magnoliopsida; Cucurbitales; Cucurbitaceae. The record is from RefSeq and is a predicted model, not a curated record.